CAUUAUAAUUCAAUAAGUUUAACAAUGAUGAAUACCUCAAAUGGAAAUUAUUCAGGCUUGAGUUCCUCUAAUGAUGCAAAGAAUUUAAUUUUUAAGAACUUUAUGGAGUUUGAAGGUAAUAAGAGCUUGCAGGAUGAUAAAUUUCAGGAUAUGAUACCACAAUUCCCAAUUCCAGUAGGGAUUUUACCAAAACCCGACUUUCCGCAUGGUUUUACUCCAGACAUGAAUGGUCCUCUAUUGUUAGGAGGGUUUCCUCAGCCUACACAAGAAUUUAACACAUGUUUCCAUCCUCCAAAUUUCAAGAUGAGUGAAGAACUAGCAGGAGAUAUUGAAAAUCCUUAUUACUGUCAUACUGAAGGUUCAGAGCUAGUGCUACCAGAUCAAGAUAUAAAGUUUAACGAGUAUAUUCUUCAUGUGAGAGCUCAAAAACUAUUGCUUUACAAAAACCAUUUGUUUAAUGUGAUGCAGCCUAAAAAGACACAAAUUGAUAUUAAUAUUGACAAUUUCCCAGAGGGUAUCCACUAUUCGCACAUAUUGGACUUCUUCAAGUUCAAUGGGCUACAUAUCGAGCCUAAGCAGGUCUACAUAAAAGUACGAGGACUUAAGAAGGACAAAUGCACCAUCAACUGUUAUAAUAACUAUGAGCUAGCUUGGAAGAUGGUUAGUCUCUAUGGUACAAAAUUCAGUGGGAGGUGACUAAAACUUGAACUUCCGGAUUACGAAAGAGGUCAUAAACCUCGUAGAAACACUUUUGAUGAAUUCUGUAAAGAAUUCGACUCUAAGACUUCCUUAAAACCUAUGGGACCAAAGCCUGUGGAGGAAGUCCCAAGGAAAAGUUCCAUCAAUAAAGUUAAUAAAGAGAAGGAAGAAGCUAAGGAAAAGCUUGAAACUGAGGAUAAAGCAUGGGGUACAGAGCUAAGCCUUGGGAAUAUCAUUGGGUGACAAGUUAAAGAUGAUGGCUUUCAGGAAGUCAAACCAAAAGUAAAAGUAAAACCUAAGAAGGCCUCCAAGAAUCAUCAUAAGAAAGCAGAAGAGGAUGAUCCGAGGAGAGGUAGAGGAAGAGGCUAUAGACAUAGAAAUGGAAGAGGCCAUGGGUUCGGACGAGGCAGAGGAAGAGGAGGAAGAUACAGAGGAGGAACCAGAGGAUUCAGACAUAGCAAUACUAGUCAUCAUCCCAGAGAAGAAGAUUUCUAA
Molecule: messenger RNA, 1194 nt
Organism: Moneuplotes crassus
Lineage: Eukaryota; Ciliophora; Spirotrichea; Euplotida; Euplotidae
Source: the annotation of a GenBank genome assembly